UUAUGAUGACAGGAAAUAUAUGAAUGUUUUCAAAAUCAUUGAUGCAAGGUGGACGGAUCAACUUCAUCAACCUUUACAUGCAGCUGGACAUAUUUUGAACCCGGGGCUCUAUUAUAAAAAUAAUGAGAUGAAGACUUUAACUGAAGAAGUGUGGUUGGGAUAUCAUGCAUGUGUUGAGAGGAUAAUCCUAGAUAAAACUUUGCAAGACAAAAUAGGGGAUGAGCUUGGUGUGUACAUGAAAGCUGAUGGGCUACUUGGAAUUGAGUCGGCCAUUAGAGCUAGAACCUUAAGGUCACCAGUUGAAUGGUGGAUGCAAUAUGGUCAUAAUGUCCCAAACUUGCAACAAUUUGCUAUUAGAGUGCAAAGUUUAACUUGUAGCUCAUCCGGUUGCGAGAGAAAUUAGAGCGUGUAUGAACAUGUGAGAACCUAUAUUACGUUAUUACUAAAUUAAAUGGUAUCUUAGUUGUCCAAAGUCCUCCCAUUAAUUACUUUCUACAUAUUCUAUGCAGAUUCAUACAAAAAAG
This is a messenger RNA of Solanum dulcamara, 524 nucleotides long. RefSeq lists its product as uncharacterized. Gene Ontology annotation, molecular function: protein dimerization activity. NCBI's taxonomy places the organism in Eukaryota, Viridiplantae, Streptophyta, Magnoliopsida, Solanales, Solanaceae. The coding region runs from base 20 to 403 and encodes 127 amino acids. The record is from RefSeq and is a predicted model, not a curated record. The transcript has 2 exons.